Messenger RNA from Closterium sp. Yama58-4, 576 nucleotides. The record is from the annotation of a GenBank genome assembly. Lineage: Eukaryota; Viridiplantae; Streptophyta; Zygnematophyceae; Desmidiales; Closteriaceae.
AUGGCUUCUACCAACUCCAAUGCUGGUGGUGUUGAAGGCAACAACUCCCAGGCUGAACUGGAAGCUUGUGUGCAGAAGAUUGACCUGAACAACUUGGAUGAGGAAAUGGCUGAAAAGGAACCUGCUGAAAACUCCCCUGCUAAGGACCCUUCAGCUGCUGAAAAUUCCAAGGAGCAGGAAGAGGAGCCUCAAGAGGAUGACAUUGAGUUGGAAGGGGAAGAUGAUAUUCUGCAUAUUGAAAUUGCUAAGCUGCAGGACCAUGCUGCUGAGCAGGAUACGCGCAUCCAGCAGCAGCAGUCACUCAUUACCAACCUCAAGAGGGAGCUCUCUGACCAGGACAACAAAAUCAAGUACCUGGAAGUUGAGCUCAAGAACAUGCAACACGACGCGCGGGAGAACGUUCAUCAGCUGGCGAGGCAGACCUCAAAGAUCAACGAGCUGCGCGAGGCGUUCAGUGCCCUCCGAAGGGAGACCAUGUAUCGCCCUGCACCACGAGCGGACCCGCCUGCCAACUCUGCUAGCGGUCGCACCAACCCUUCUCGCUCUGGUGGUGUGGCGGGUGACCCCGGACCCUGA